UUUUAUUUGUAUUGGCAUUAGUCACUGACCGGCCGGGUAACAUUGACACAUUUCUUGGGUUGAUUGUUGCCUUAUAAGAGUGUGAGAGAGUGUAAGAAAUGCCCAGAGAAAAGGUGAGCCAGAGAGGGAGAGAGAGAGAGAGAGAAUGGAGAGAGAGGUGAAAAUGAAUGAAAUUCCUCUCCCACUACGCCGCACUUCGCUGUGUCUACUCAACCGUCGCACAUUGACGAAUUCGACUGGAGUUCGUCCCUAUAAUUGGGCUCCUUGAAUCGCACAUCCUGGCACGAGGAUCGACGGCAGCUGUUGGGUGUCAAUUGGCAGAUGGCGCGCGUGGGUGUGGUGCGAUUUGGGAUGAGCAGGUGAGGCGAGAGAGCGCGCGUUUCUGAGACAAUUAAGCCAAACAAGCCACCCUCAACCGCUUCGAGACCCUCUCGCCCGUGCCCUGAAUAACUUAAUGUGAAAAUUACUUUUGAAUUAUUUCUACUAUUCCCAUGUGAGUUUGUGAGCUGGUGUGCGAGUGUCUGUUAAAUAUUGAAGCUCUUCUCUCUUUGUCUCUCUCAUCGCCUUGGAACGUGUUUCAAUUCGAUCGGGAAACUUUUGCAGUUUUUCAAAUUAAAGCCACUGUCAGUACGCUGUGAGCAUUCACACUGUUAACAUCAAUCUUCUUCGGCCUGUCCGCGACUCCUCAGCACACAUUUCCACUUAUCAAACAUCAACUGGAAAGGUGUUAUGAAAUUGAUAAUUUCUCUGGCGUCUGUGGAAAUUCUCACUGCGGGUUUUCCACCAACAAACUAGGCAAUUUUCACAGUGCACCGUGAGAGUGAAAGAGAGCGAGAAGAGAGUGACAAAAGUGUCGAGAGAAUUCAAUUUUUUUUUUAUAUAUAUUAACCCAAUGUUGACAGAAAAUCCACUGAGUUGAAUUUUGAAAUUGAGCGAAGAAAUUGCAAAUACGCGAUCAAAUAAUUGCCAUUUUGUUAUCCCACUUCAAUCACAGAAAUUUUGUUAAAUGUAGUGAGUGACUUUUAUUGUUAUAAUUUCAUAUACACAUUCGCAAUUUUCAUUUCCACUUUGGUUGUGUGUUAAGUGCAAAAGAGUUCAAUUCCAUUCAUUACAGCGCAAAGUCAGGUGAAAUUGUGCGAAGUUUUUCAUCUCCAACACAAUAAUAAUAUUAAAAAAAAACCGACGAGAGACAAUAUAUAAAUGUAAAAGAGAAGACGCAAAAUAGCAAAUAAAAAGGCACAAACACAGGCAAAGUACAAAUAAAAUAAUUCGGAGUAAAACUAGGCUAAACAGUGACUACCAAUAUCACUCGGCAACAUUCAAUAAAACAUAAAUAACAACCAGUGGAAAAAAUACAACACUGGGCAAAGUUUCCCCUUUUUGCAACUCUCCUUCGCUGUGCGUGAAAAAGUUUAAUAGUUUUUCAUCGAAACUUCUUAUCACCAUCUGGCCUGCGUGCUGAAAACUAAGUCAAGAAGGUGCACAAGAAGGCGAACUGAGGGACACUCGAGACCACAAAAUCGCUUUGGACAAGAGAACUUGGACUCGAAGGUGGAGAGAAUGAGAUGCAAUUCCGGAUUCCUCAGGUGGCCACCACUUUUAGUCAUCAUUGGAUCAUGCCUUUACCUGCUCUUGACAUUCAACACAGUGAAUUCCAGUCCAAUUCACCAGAGAGUUGUGCGCAUGUUGCGAGAGCAGGAAAGUGAGCAGAUCAUCAGUCCUCGCAAUGGAUCAAUUGAUUACCAGCAAGUUGCAAAGGAAGCGGAAAAGUGCCUCCUGGACGGUGUUUUGGUGCCAAAAAGCCAAGCCACGUGCGCCACAAAACCCGGUUGUCGUGUGAUUCAGAAGACCGGCGAAUGUUGCCCAGAAUUUCAGUGUCAAUGCGAGCGAGACGGUAAAAUUUAUGCCACCGGCGAGAAGCUCGUUGAUCCAGAAACACCUUGUCGAGUGUGCUACUGUCAAGGUGGCGAAUUUAUCUGCAACAAUGUAACGUGCUACAUUAGGAACGACUGCGAGCCAAAGUACAUCGCCGGAAGGUGCUGUCCGGAGUACGACAACUGUCCGCCUCUGGAGCACGUCAAAGUUGGACCAACUGAGAUGAUGCUCGUGACGAAUCCUCUGGAAACGACGACUCCUGAAGCGAUGGACAACAGCGAGACGACCACAACAGUGCGCUCCACGAUCCUCUAUCCACUGCCCAACAACCACCUGGGCAUCAAAAUCAAGGAGAUCACGAAAGUGGAGGAGAUCAGAAUAACGAAUCCGCCCAAAAUCGAAUCUCUGCCCACAGCGAAGACACCCACGAGCACGGACACUGCGACAGCGGAGACGCCUCGUUCCACAGCGCCAGUGGCGUCGACGGAGGGCAGCGACGUGAACAAACUGGAGGACUUCGAGGUGGGCGAAGAGGAGGCCACGCGUGACACGAACAAGAGCGUUCGCCAGACAGUCACGGAGGAGAGUUUGCUGGAGCGGAUGCCCGAGGAGCUGAACUUGACUGAGAUCUCCACGCCAGAGGAGGAGCUGGUGAGCUUUCUGUCCAGCACUGCGCCGGCAGAUGCGAAAUUGUAUCCCUCAGUGGUGCAAAUGGGCGACAGGGUGGUGAUUGUGGACCAGAACGGCAACACGAAGCCAAUAACGAUUGUUGGCGUGGAAGGAUUGCAGCUGGGCGGCGAGGAAUUGGAGCACAUCGAGCUGAGCUCAACCGCCAGUUCGAUGGGUGGCAGUGACUUCAUCUCCAUGGCCUCUGGAGAUGACGCCACCAAUGAGAUCUUCGACGUGGAGAGUGGAACGACAGAGAUGCCGGGCAGAGAUGAGGAGGAUCAUUUCAGGGCGUCAAGCAGUAAUGUGUUCAUUGUCGCUUCCACGCCACAAGUUGAGAGUUCCGGGGAGAAUCUGGUGCUGCUGGUAAACAGCUCGCUGACCGACGAGGACGACACGGUCUACAACACAAUCAUAUACACACCAGCGCCGGAUGGCAAUUCCAAUGAGACGGAAAUCUUCGACACCACUUACUUCCCGGAAGACGAGUCCACGGAGAACGACACCACGGAGAACUGGCUCAAUGCCCGCGGAUUCUCGGCCACGAGCGAGGAGGACACGACUAGCACCUCGCCGGCGGCGUUCGCCGAGGAGAGCGUCAGCCAUCCGCAGACGUACAUCGAGGAGGACGAGCUGGCCAACCAUGAGCUCAUCAACCCCGAGUAUCCGCCGCUGCCCGAGGACGUGAGCCUGUACGGCCGGGAGCACGGCUCCGCGCCCUUCGCCGACGAGGACAUGGAGCAGUCGCGCACGCAUCACGACCACGCGGAGAAGUCCCUGAUGGACGCCUCGACGGAGAGGAUGAUCCGACUGAACGGCACGACGGACGAGCCGAGGGGAUCGACAACGGAGGACACGGUGCUGAAGGUGGAGGAGGAGAUCUCCUCGCCAGAGUCCCUGGUCGUGCCGCCGCACAAUCCCAAGGACGACGCCGAGAGUCUCAAGUACAGAAGCGAGCAGAGCCUCGCCGAUGAGUCCCUGCAAGUGGAGGACAAUCGCUCGGACGCGUCGCAUCGAGGACUGCUGAGGUCCUUGUAGUGAAUCAGCCCUAGGAAGUACUAUUUAAUCGCCCCUCCCCAGAUAUUUAACGACUAUUCAUAUGAUUUUCUUUGUUUUUUUCCCUCAUUUCUGCAAUGCAGCAAAAGAUGUCUUGAAGAAAAAAAGAGAGAGAAAGAACUUGAGUGCCAGAUUAUUUGUAGGUGAAAGAUUAUUAGCAAUUUUUUACUACAAAUUUUUUUAUUGUGUAAAAUCUAUUUGAAUUUUUCUUUGUGGUAAUUAUUAAUAUAUUUUGCAAAAUGACCUGCAGACUGAAAUGAGUGGAAUUUCUCUCAUUGCUGCAAUGAAAUUGCAUGAUUAUAAAGAUAAGAAUUAAGAAGAGCAAAAGAAAGAAAAAAAAACAUUUUAUCUGCGUCAGAGAGCAAAUUAAGAAGUCUCAUAGAGAGUGAUUAAUCAGAAGCAAACUUUGUUAUUAAUUCAUUUAGGAUCGCCGAUUAUGAGUGAUGCACAUUAAGAACACUAAAAACAAAUUACGUCAUAUUAUAAACUCAAUUGAAUGCAUUGAAAGGUGAAAAUUGAUUUGCAAAAUUUUCUGUUGUGAAGCCAUUUUAUGAUGAAAACAAACACAUUUCGUUAAACGUUUUUAUGUGAUGUGCAUUUAAAUUUUAUUUCUCCUCACUUUUGAUGCAUUUCAUAGUCCGUAUUAAUAAUUAUUUUAAACAUGUCGACGAGUGAGAAGUAUUUAAAAUAGUGAGAAUUAUUAAUUAAACAAAUUAUUUGCAGUAUAAAUUAUUAUACAAUUAUUAUUUUCUAAGAAGAAGUCAGUCAUUAAGUCGUAAUUCAAUGAAAUUUUAGCAAGUUAAUGAGAAGUGGAGAGAAGAAGAAAUCCUUUUCUAAUGUAAUUGUACAUUUCAUGAACUAUAAAGACAAAAGAAGUGAAUAUUAAAAUUCAAUAAAAAAAAAACACUCAAAUAGACCCAUUAUGGCGUGUUCUUUCUCCCCAUUCUUUUCCUCGUUCGCGGAUAUUUCCUCACGUCUGCAGAAAUUGUGUAACAUUCGCAUUUGAAUAUUGUAAUUUGGCGCUCGCAUCUCCCGAUGCUUGCGCACCGGAGAAAGUGUUGUAAUCGCGUGUGUGGGAAAAUCAGUCACGUUGCCCCACAUCAAUUGUGCCAGCGCGGAAAGC
Molecule: messenger RNA, 4720 nt
Organism: Phlebotomus argentipes
Lineage: Eukaryota; Metazoa; Arthropoda; Insecta; Diptera; Psychodidae
Exons: 6
Coding region: 1561-3579 (672 amino acids)
Molecular function (GO): protein binding
Source: RefSeq, a predicted model, not a curated record